Neodiprion fabricii is the source of this 2586-nucleotide messenger RNA. RefSeq names its product ceramide synthase 6 (gene schlank). Gene Ontology annotation, molecular function: DNA binding; sphingosine N-acyltransferase activity. Gene Ontology annotation, cellular component: membrane. The transcript is spliced from 7 exons. Gene Ontology annotation, biological process: ceramide biosynthetic process. The coding region runs from base 318 to 1448 and encodes 376 amino acids. The record is from RefSeq and is a predicted model, not a curated record. NCBI's taxonomy places the organism in Eukaryota, Metazoa, Arthropoda, Insecta, Hymenoptera, Diprionidae.
AUUCGAUUCAUGGACGUCGAACAGCUACGUAACGGCUUGGUAACGGCCAUCGCCACCCUACAAGUUAGGUAUGCGUCAGUGUGAAAUGUGGUGAAGUAGUGGUUCUGCGAGGCGAGAAAUUUCUGGGCGUCGUAAGGCUAAGCAGCAAGAGUGUGUUGCAAUAAGGAGGGACUUGCCGCACGUAAAAAUACACGUCGCGGUUCGUUCAAUGCCGCAUUCUGCCUAAGUACACUAUAAAGGAGCGAUACUGCCCGGCGCGAGUUUAACCUCAACUCUAGUACUCUAUAGAAGUGCAAAAACGGUUUUCACACAACACGAUGGAGAUCCUGCAAAAUAUUUCAGCGGGAUUUUGGUCCCCUGACAUUUGGUUGCCGCCGAACACGACGUGGGCCGAUCUCACGCCCACCGCAGACAACAACUUCCUAGAUUACAGACACUUGAUUUUCCCCAUAAUAAUGUCCAUCGGUAUGCUGGGCUUGCGAUACGUCCUCGAACGGUUCUGGUUUGCUCCGUUUGGCAAAUCGCUAGGCAUAAAAAAUACAAGACCAAAGAAAGCUUCACCGAAUGUGAUAUUAGAAAAAGCUUACACCGGAAAGAAGAUAAAACACAAGCAGGUGCUCGCCUUAGCAAAACAGCUAGACUGGUCUGAGCGACAAGUUGAAAGAUGGUUGAGACUCCGCAGAUCCCAAGACAAGCCUUCGACGUUGACAAAAUUCUGCGAAAAUAGCUGGAGAUGCUUGUACUACACUUAUUCUUUUACUUUCGGUCUGACUAUAUUGUGGGACAAGCCCUGGCUAUGGGAAAUAAAAAAUUGCUAUUACAAUUACCCCUUUCAUCCCGUCACUAGCGAUGUAUGGUGGUACUACAUGGUCUCAAUGGCGUUUUACUGGUCGCUAAGUUUCUCGCAGUUCUUUGACGUCAAACGAAAAGAUUUUUGGCAAAUGUUCAUUCAUCAUAUUGCCACUAUAAUCCUCAUGUGCUUUUCAUGGAUCGGAAACUUGACCAGAAUUGGUUCUCUAGUCCUAUUGGUGCACGACUGCGCUGAUAUAUUCUUAGAAGCAGCAAAAAUGGCAAAGUAUGCUAACUACCAAAAAUUAUGUGAUUUCAUAUUUGUUAUCUUCACCAUCCUCUGGAUUGUUACAAGAAUGGGUGUUUAUCCAUUCUGGAUUAUUUACAGCACAACGAUAGAAGCACCAAAAAUUGUGCCUAUGUUCCCUGCGUAUUUCAUAUUUAACGCGUUGUUAAGUUUAUUACUUGUACUGCACGCGAUAUGGACAUGGCUGAUUUUGAAAAUCGCGUACAACGCAUUUUACGCUGGACAGAUGGAAGGUGAUAUACGGAGCAGUAGUAGCGAAGACAUAUCAGAUUCCCUGAUGAAUUCUUCCACCACAAACAACUCGAACGAACCUCAAAAAGUAAAAGUAAAUCAAAGGGAAAAGCAGCAUUAAAAAGAACAAACAUUAUGAUUACAGAGAAAAGGAGCUGUAAUCGAGUGUUUGUAUGACUUUUUGAAAAUUACAAUGAUGCAAAAUACAAUACGUGAACUCGUGAUAAUGUAGAUUUAAAAAAUGCCAGCUUAUCUAAUGGCAGGAGCGUCUGAACUACAUCUCAUUGCAUUUAUUGUAUAUCUAGGUACAAAGAGAGGGUAAAAUUUAACUACAUUUUUAUAUUCAUAGUUCAUGAUGAAGUGAUGCGGUAAAAAAACACAAAAAAAAAAAAAAUCAAACACUUUUUUCCUAAAGAAGCUGGAAAUUAUUUAUUUAUAUUAAUAAAUAUAAGGCAAAAACAAAAGAAAUAUUUACUCCUGGCACGAGCUGACCCAAAGAAAAUUAAUAUUCGCUCAUUUUAUAUUACUUAAAUUUUUAAUAAAAAUGUUUGUUCUUUUUUAGCAUGAAAUAUUUUAUUUUCAAUGUUAAAAAAUGGCGUAACACAGUUCUUAACUCUCUAAUCACACAAUUUUUCUCUUUCCAAUCUUCCCACAUUCAAAUUACCUCAAAGUACAAAAAAUAAACUAUCCCUGUAAAGGUAAACCUUGACAUUUUUUUUUUCACUCUUUCCAUCAACUUAGACAGGCAUUAAAAUAAAAUCCAUCAUUUCUUACUUUAAAUAUUACCUAAGUAUUCGUAUGUAUAGCACAGUAUGAGAUAUAUGUAUAAAAUUAAUUGCUUACAGUAAAAUUGAACAAUUUAAAUCCAAUACUCCUAAUUCUAUAUUUGUAUUUCAGAAUUCUUUCUCAGAAAUGUCGAGCUACGAACAAAUCUAUGCAGCUGCAUAGAUAUACUAAAUUAUUUUUAAAGUGUAAACUGAUUAAGUAAUUGGAAAAACUCUGACAUUGGCAUUUAAAUGUAGAUAAGAUCAGCAAAAAGAAAAAAGAAAGUAGUGAGGCUUGUAAAAUGGUAUUAUUAAUUUUAAUGAACAUAUAUGUAUCGCAAAUAACUCCGUUGUUUAUGAUCUACUGUUAUAAUUUUGUAAUUGGAUAUCAGGAAAGCAAUGCUUUGUGAAAUCCAUUUACCCUCCAACUUGUAGAAUAAACAUGAGAUAAAAAAAGUAUUUAUAAACGCGUAGGUACAACUCAAUCAUAUGUGG